Messenger RNA from Zingiber officinale, 820 nucleotides. RefSeq names its product 30S ribosomal protein S31, mitochondrial-like. Lineage: Eukaryota; Viridiplantae; Streptophyta; Magnoliopsida; Zingiberales; Zingiberaceae. Gene Ontology annotation, biological process: plastid translation. The transcript has 3 exons. Gene Ontology annotation, cellular component: plastid; ribosome. The coding region runs from base 65 to 352 and encodes 95 amino acids. The record is from RefSeq and is a predicted model, not a curated record.
ACGGUUCGCUCGCUCACAAAACAAACCAACACAGGGAUUGGAGUUGGAACCGGUCAUUCCCAAAAUGGCGAUGCUGUGGCUGGCGAGGACCGCGAUGCGUCGGGUGGCGGUGCAACAGCCGGCGAUGCGUUCCUUGGGCUCCUUGACCUGCGCUUCUUUUCCGGGUGCGUCGGUGGAGGCUGGUGCGGUGGUGCCGUGCGGCCGCGGGGACAAGAAGACGAAGCGAGGGAAGCGAUUCAAGGGUUCGUACGGAAACGCGCGGGGGAAGCGGAAGACGAUGAUCCAGCGGAUCAAGGACCGGGUCGAGGUCCCCAGGUCCACGCCCUGGCCGCUCCCCUUCAAGCUCAUCUGACGUUCCAACUCGUAUCUCGCUCAGGGAGUACUUAUGGACGAUAUUGUGAAUUAACCAUGUCUUGGAUCUCUUAUCAUUACCAAAGCUGUAGUAGAACUUGCCGUGUUGGGGAAUGUAUAAAACUAUGGAAGUAAAUGGAAAAAGAACUUGGCCGCAACCUGCAUGUACAGAAGGGCCAAACGGCUAGGUGCUGGGCAUAUUCACAACACUGCAACGAGAUGCUAAGGCAUGUCUUGAUUUCUUUUAGAGUUAAUUUAAGUACUUUGUGUCUAACUAUGUGGCAAAAGGGCAGAUGGGGUAAAGAGACUUCAUGUUUAUGUAGUUAAAUUUUGAUGAAACAAGCAGUUUCUCAACCGAAAUGUGUUCAAAUUCCUUCAACUGAAAUUUACUAAACAAGGGGCAAUGAGAAACAUGGUCCCUUGUUGAGAAGACAUAAGUUCUAUAAAAAUAUGAUAACUUUGAAUAUUA